Molecule: messenger RNA, 229 nt
Organism: Paramecium tetraurelia
Lineage: Eukaryota; Ciliophora; Oligohymenophorea; Peniculida; Parameciidae
Exons: 2
Source: RefSeq, a predicted model, not a curated record
CCUUUUUAAAAAAAUUAUUAUGGCUGAAUAAGAAUCUGUAGCCACAGUUAAAUUUGCAAAUCAACCAAAAUUAUUCGGAAAAUGGGAUUAUGAUGAAGUACAAGUGACAGAUUAAUGCUUCAAAGAUUAUAUUGCAGUUCAAACAUCAAAAUCAAGAGUGUUUGUUCCCCCAUACUGCUGGAAGAUAUCAAAGAAAGAAGUUUAGAAAGGCUUAAUGCCCAAUUGUUGA